CAAUAAAGGUGUGGCGGUGACCUACCACUGAUCACCCAGCCAGGAGGCCUGGAGAUGUCAGCAGCACGUGGAAAGGAAGCUUCGUGAUAGUGCUGCCCGUGAUUUCAUUUGUGCCGUUUUUUUGGCAGGCAAGUACAGAUGAUUAUUCCAUGAAGAACACCACUGCCACGAAAACGGAUCGGAAAAUCACGCUCUCGAUAUGCCCUGCAGUGUGGUGAUAGUUUGGAACACGGCGGUGUGGCCAUUUCGAAUUCUGGCUGUUGGCCUCUCCUCAAGAACUGUUCAGAGUCUCGAGUUCUACCAGCAAAUACCUUCCCUCCACAAACUCGAAUUUGUCUCCUCGAUUGGAGUGCAAUGGUUCAGCCAACACUAUCUCUUCCUACAUUUCUAGCUGCGAACAGCAUUGUUGAAGCGACUGUUGCUGUCACCCAUAUCCGGGUCUUCCUGAUUCCUGUUGGUUUGUCCCUGGCAGUCGCGUUACCUGUCCCAAAGAAAUCAACCCGCUCGUCAGUAUUCCGCACAAAACAAGUUGGCUUACUUUACUCAAAAGAGAUGGUGCAGAAACCAACCAAAACCAGGUGCAAGUGGUAUCGCCCCUGUCGUCACUACGAAUCAAUCUGUUAAGACCAAAGAAUUGCUGACGAUAUUGACUAGCACAAACAUCGCGAACUCAAUAUCCAAGAACUGUAGGCUGAUCAGACUAAGGGGCAUUGUACUGUUG
This is a messenger RNA of Colletotrichum godetiae, 721 nucleotides long. RefSeq lists its product as uncharacterized. The transcript is spliced from 3 exons. NCBI's taxonomy places the organism in Eukaryota, Fungi, Ascomycota, Sordariomycetes, Glomerellales, Glomerellaceae. The record is from RefSeq and is a predicted model, not a curated record. The coding region runs from base 355 to 624 and encodes 89 amino acids.